GCGAAAAUCUGUCAAACUCUCACUCAUCGGUGUUUAUCUGCCAUUAUUUUUUUUUGUGCAAACGGUUCGAAAUUGUGAAAUAUUUUUUAUUGUCUGUGGCUUUUAAGCAGAUUGAUCAACCACUUGAUAUAAGUUCAAAGUAAAUUAUAAAAUCAAUGUUUACUAUAUGGAAUUCAAAGCUGGUUGUUACAUUUGUACGUUCCACCAAACCGACAGUUGUAGCUAACUCUGCCGCCACCUCAAACGUUAGGAGAACAAUUGCAACGAAUUUGCGUCAACAACGAAGUAUGAGCCAGUCCGGAUCUCAUGAAUAUGAUUACGAUUUAAUUGUAAUUGGAGGUGGUUCCGGUGGCCUAGCGUGCGCAAAAGAAGCUGUUGCUAAUGGUGCUAAAGUUGCCUGCUUGGAUUUUGUCAAACCCACUCCUUUAGGUACCAAAUGGGGCAUUGGCGGAACUUGUGUAAAUGUUGGCUGCAUCCCCAAAAAACUUAUGCACCAAGCGUCACUGUUGGGAGAAUCCGUUCAUGAGGCUGCCGCUUAUGGCUGGGAAAUUCCUAACAAAGAGGCCAUAAAACCUGACUGGGAGAAAUUGGUGCAAUCUGUGCAGAAUCACAUUAAGUCCGUGAACUGGGUAACGCGUGUUGAUUUGCGGGACAAAAAAGUCGAAUACAUAAAUGGAUUGGGUUUCUUCAAGGAUCCCCAUACAGUUGUGGCGAAAUUGAAGAAUAACACCGAACGCACAAUUACGGCAAGCAAAAUUGUUAUUGCUGUCGGUGGUCGUCCUCGGUAUCCCGAUAUUCCUGGCGCUUUAGAAUAUGGCAUCACCAGUGAUGAUCUUUUCAGUUUGGAUAGAGCACCAGGCAAGACAUUGGUGGUUGGAGCUGGCUACAUUGGCCUAGAAUGUGCAGGUUUUCUGAAGGGUUUGGGUUAUGAGUCCACCGUUAUGGUUCGUUCCAUUGUGCUGCGCGGCUUUGACCAACAAAUGGCCAAUAUAGUUGCUGAUUCCAUGGUUGAACGUGGUAUACCCUUCCUGCACAAAACCAUACCGAAGUCUGUGGAAAAAACUGAGGAUGGCCGACUUUUGGUCAAAUAUGUCAAUACUGAGACACAAGAAGAAGGCAGCGAUGUUUACGAUACUGUUUUGUGGGCCAUUGGUCGCAAAGGUUUGGUGGAUGACCUUAACCUGGAUGCUGCAGGAAUUCAAGUUAAAGCUGACAAGAUUGCCGUAAAUGAAGCCGAACAAACAAAUGUACCCCAUAUUUAUGCUAUUGGUGACAUUAUCCAUGGUCGUCCGGAAUUGACACCUGUGGCUAUACACGCUGGUCGGUUAUUGGCACGUCGUUUGUUUGGUGGUUCUAAGCAAAUCAUGGACUAUACGGAUGUCGCUACUACAGUUUUCUCCCCCUUGGAAUACGCUUGUGUCGGUAUGGCCGAAGAGGAUGCUAUCAAAAAAUAUGGCGAAGAUAACAUUGAGGUAUUCCACGGCUUCUAUAAGCCCACUGAAUUCUUUAUCCCUCAAAAGAGCGUUCGCUACUGUUAUGUGAAGGCUGUUGCUGAACGUAGUGGAGAUCAAAAGGUAUUGGGUCUUCAUUAUGUUGGACCAGUCGCUGGAGAAGUUAUUCAAGGUUUCGCUGCCGCUGUCAAAUCUGGGCUCACCAUGAAAAUCCUCUUGAACACUGUGGGCAUUCAUCCCACAACCGCCGAAGAAUUUACUCGUCUUUCGAUUACAAAGCGAUCUGGUAUGGAUCCCACUCCCGCCUCUUGCUGCAGUUAAGCUGUUAAAUACUUGAUGGGUACUGCCUAAUUUAAAUAUGUUUAGAAACAAAAAGAAACUUAAAAAUCAUCAAAAAUGUUCACACCGGUGCGCACAAAACAUAAUGUAGCUUGGAAAUAGAUUUAUAUGGCGGAUUUUCCUUAUCGAAUGAAUCUAAUUUGGGGGCUUCAUUAAGUUUUGUGAAUACGGCCGUCAGUGUUUAUGUUAGUAGGAAAAUUUUCACCAAAUCAUCAUCCUUAUGAAGUUUGAUGAGAAAAAUUAGUUUUUGUCAUCAAAAUACUGGAGGUAGCUUUCGAAACCCACCAUCCCCAUUAGUUUGUAUUUAUUUCUUUCCCGAUUAUAUAAUGUGAGUUGCUGAUUGUCUUAGAUUUCUUCAUUAUUUUCAUGUUUUAUACGAAGCCAAGCUUAGUGUUUUUAAGCUUUCUUAGACUCACAAUAAAAAUAAACACCAAUAAAGUUGUAAUAACAUCACGGUUCAAUAAAAAGGAUAUGAUAUGUAAAAAAACCAA
Molecule: messenger RNA, 2281 nt
Organism: Stomoxys calcitrans (stable fly)
Lineage: Eukaryota; Metazoa; Arthropoda; Insecta; Diptera; Muscidae
Gene: Trxr1
Product: thioredoxin reductase 1, mitochondrial
Exons: 6
Coding region: 156-1772 (538 amino acids)
Biological process (GO): cellular response to oxidative stress; cell redox homeostasis; glutathione metabolic process
Cellular component (GO): mitochondrion; cytosol
Molecular function (GO): thioredoxin-disulfide reductase (NADPH) activity; flavin adenine dinucleotide binding; glutathione-disulfide reductase (NADPH) activity
Source: RefSeq, a predicted model, not a curated record